CUGUUCAUCUCCCUCUUCCCUGUCGCCGUCCUGGCCGGACUCGCCUCCGCCUCCGCGUCGCCCUUCCUCCCUGACAGCGCAUUUCAGGGCAGCACCGGAUCUACGGGGAGGAGCUUGCUGCAGGCCAAGAAUGGCAGUACUGCAACCGAGGUGGCGUUUUAGAGCAUCUUCAGCCGUGCCCUUCAGUCCUUCACACAUAAGCACAUCAUGUUCAGAACAUUGGCCGAAGAAUCUCUGCACCUUGCUCAUAGCAGCCACCGCCUGCCCUCCGAUGCCGUAGACGUGCCCAUCAUGCUAAUCAGUCAAUCACCCAAUCGCAUGCAGGGAACUAGCUUAAUUUCCUGUGGAACUUUUCGGCCGUCUCCUCAAAAAUCUUGCCUACGGUAAGCUUACGCGCAUGUACUACUUUAUGUUCACAUCACUUGAGAAAACCCAGUCGAGGAAAGCAAAUUUAGAAACUUUAACAAAUUGCCCGUCUAGCUCAGUCGGUAAAGCGCAAGGCUCUUAACCUUGUGGUCUUGGGUUCGAGCCCCAAGGUGGGCGUCUAAUUUUUAUUUUUUUGCACUUGUUGACCUUAACAAAAGCUCAUUUUUGCGUUCAUUUUAACUUCGUCAUUUUUGGUGUUGCAUUUAUUUCCUGAUUUACCGUGCAUUUCUUCCAUAAAUAAUCAACCCAUAAAUUUUGAAUAUCUAGGCAUGUUACAUUCACGUAGGUUAUUCGCCAACUGAAAAUCAAAUUGUUAUUUUGCUAUUCUAAAAAAACAAAAAAAAUGUUAUUUUGCUACCUAUUUUAGUUACCUGUUGUAUUCUCAUGUAUAAGCCUUAUUUUUUUAUUAAUUUGGAUUUCUAUUUCUUUGCAAAGAACAUUUUGACAUUAAUGUUGAUUUUUAUUUCUUCUUUUUUGUGUUGCAUUUAUUUCUUGAUUUAUUUAGGCAUUUUUAGAUGAAUUAUUUUAGGUCCGUCCAUUUCUUACAUGUCUAAAUAACCCAUAAGUGUUGAUCAACAUCUUGGCGUGUUACACUCACAUAUGUCAUUCGUCGGUUGAAAAUCAAAAUGUUAUUUUGCUUCCUAUUUAUUUAUGGGUUAUAAUUCUCAUGUAUAAGUAUUCUAUUUUUAUUAAUUUGACUUUGAUUUUGGCUUCCUACUUUACUUUUUGGUGUUUGCAAAGCCCAUUUUGACAUUAAUGUUCCGCAUAGGUUGGUCGAGCGAAACAUUUACAUGAUGUAGGCCUUGUGUUGAAACAUAGGUUUCCUUUGCCUGUGCUUGGCAUCACCAAGCGCAGCUUUGUAGCGGUCGGCACCGCCUUUGCCUCACUGUGCACAUGUGUUGCUACCGCUGUUGCUUCCGCCUGCUGUGUGGGCAUCGUGCCCGGCCCUCGCAAGGCUCCCAGCAGGCCAGCAUCGUGGCCUAUGCUCCGUGCUCCUUGUGGCCAGCAUCGAUAUGGAAGCCAAUGUUGUGCUCCAACUAUGGUCCGUCGUACUCGUGUAUACAUACUACAAUCUUGAUUUUUAUUUCUUCUUUUUUGUGUUGCAUUUAUUUCUUGAUUUAUUUAGGCAUUUUUAGAUGAAUUAUUUUAGGUCCGUCCAUUUCUUACAUGUCUAAAUAACCCAUAAGUGUUGAUCAACAUUCACAUAUGUCAUUCGUCGGUUGAAAAUCAAAAUGUUAUUUUGCUUCCUAUUUAUUUAUGGGUUAUAAUUCUCAUGUAUAAGUAUUCUGUUUUUAUUAAUUUGACUUUGAUUUUGGCUUCCUACUUUACUUUUUGGUGUUUGCAAAGCCCAUUUUGACAUUAAUGUUCCGCAUAGGUUGGUCGAGCGAAACAUUUACAUGAUGUAGGCCUUGUGUUGAAACAUAGGUUUCCUUUGCCUGUGCUUGGCAUCACCAAGCGCAGCUUUGUAGCGGUCGGCACCGCCUUUGCCUCACUGUGCACAUGUGUUGCUACCGCUGUUGCUUCCGCCUGCUGUGUGGGCAUCGUGCCCGGCCCUCGCAAGGCUCCCAGCAGGCCAGCAUCGUGGCCUAUGCUCCGUGCUCCUUGUGGCCAGCAUCGAUAUGGAAGCCAAUGUUGUGCUCCAACUAUGGUCCGUCGUACUCGUGUAUACAUACUACAAUCUUGAUUUUUAUUUCUUCUUUUUUGUGUUGCAUUUAUUUCUUGAUUUAUUUAGGCAUUUUUAGAUGAAUUAUUUUAGGUCCGUCCAUUUCUUACAUGUCUAAAUAACCCAUAAGUGUUGAUCAACAUCUUGGCGUGUUACACUCACAUAUGUCAUUCGUCGGUUGAAAAUCAAAAUGUUAUUUUGCUUCCUAUUUAUUUAUGGGUUAUAAUUCUCAUGUAUAAGUAUUCUGUUUUUAUUAAUUUGACUUUGAUUUUGGCUUCCUACUUUACUUUUUGGUGUUUGCAAAGCCCAUUUUGACAUUAAUGUUCCGCAUAGGUUGGUCGAGCGAAACAUUUACAUGAUGUAGGCCUUGUGUUGAAACAUAGGUUUCCUUUGCCUGUGCUUGGCAUCACCAAGCGCAGCUUUGUAGCGGUCGGCACCGCCUUUGCCUCACUGUGCACAUGUGUUGCUACCGCUGUUGCUUCCGCCUGCUGUGUGGGCAUCGUGCCCGACCCUCGCAAGGCUCCCAGCAGGCCAGCAUCGUGGCCUAUGCUCCGUGCUCCUUGUGGCCAGCAUCGAUAUGGAAGCCAAUGUUGUGCUCCAACUAUGGUCCGUCGUACUUGUGUAUACAUACUACAAUCUUGUCUUCACAAGGCAACACCCUGAGCCACCUAGCCGAAGAGAAAGGGGGUGGGAAAAGCAUGCAUGAGGCGAUGAGCCGGGCGAGAGUCAUGGCAUGUGCCCCUUUUUUGAUAAAGGAGGUAUAUUAAUACCAAGAUGAUAUCAAUUACAUCCGGCCUCUGCAACAACAUAAUGUCUAAAGAGACAUCAAGAAUGCACACAGCCGAAAGAUUAUAAGAAGAAAAAAGGAAACAAAGUCCCCGCCGUAGCAAUUAGAGGCUCACAGCGCCAAGAGCAGUGGUGACGCCACCUAAACUUCGAAAAGGAAUGAAGUUGUUGGCAAUAUCCAAGGCUAGUGGCACCCCCUGUUCACCUUGGAUCCGAUUGGGCUAGUUCGGUGCAGCGAUAUCCAAGAUGUUGAUGGGGGGAUCAUGUCAUUCGUAUUUUGAUGAUUCCAGGGUGCUCUCGCAGUGGAUCAGGUGAAGCAUACAUGUUGAACGAUUGCCAUUUUGUAGCAGUGGUGAAUGGGGUUGACAACAAUGGCAUGUGCCCUGUGGAAGGUGCAAAUGUGGUUUCCUAUCUUUUUCCAUCUAAACAAGGUAUUGUAUAGACUUAUCGUAACAACAAAACUCACAAAAGUUGGUUUUACUAAAAAAUAUAUCUCAAAAAACCAGUUUUCCAAGAUCUCAUGCCUAAUACUUCAAAUUUAAACAACCACGAGCUAGGCUCAUGUUGUACGACAAUUGCACCUUUGUAUCACUUUUCUAUCUUUGUAUGACUUCAACCAGUCGUACAAAGGUUCGAAGUCUCCAGCUGGACAAAACUAAACAAUCUUAAUGGAGCAAUAGCACGCUGAGGUAAACUUGUUCAGAAAUUGAAGCCGCAAAACCUAUUAAAAAAAUCUAAAAGAAGGAUUAUCCCCGGCCUCUGCAUCGUGUGAUGCAUACAACCAAUCUUUAUUACAUUAUUCAACAAGAUCUUACAAAAUAAAUACAUAGAUCAAUCUAAAGCCACAUUCCUGGCAGAAACUAUCGCCCUACUUAUAAGAUUGAUGAUGUGCCAUAAAAAUUUAGGCCACCAAAAUGCAGAGUAUGGGCGGGCAAAAUUGCUCCGUGAGAUCAUGUUGUGUGGUCGUGUGGAAAGAAUUAGACUCGACAUAACGUAUUGCGCUGUCAAGUCAUGGAGGUCGUCGUCGCCUUUGAAGUGCUAGCGGAGACCGUAGGUCUCCAUUUCCGCACCACCACUCCACUAUCGAACAGAGUGCCAACCCAUCUUCGUGGUGCUCGCCCAGAAACCACCCGCUGAAACAGCUCCAGCAGCUUGCAAGCGAUGGCGCUGACCCGUGGGUUCAUCUUCCUCUUCCCCGCCGCCGUCCUGGCCGGACUCGCCUCCGCCUCCGCGUCGCCCUUCCUGUCUGAUAACGUAUUCCAGGCCAGCACCGGAUCUACAGGGAGGAGUUUGCUGCAGACCAAUAAUGGCUGCCCUAUGAGCUUUGAGUCCCAGGACUACACAAUCAUCACAAGCAGGUGCAAAGCGCCACAGUAUCCUCCUAAAGAAUGCUGUGAUGCUUUCAAGGAAUUUGCAUGCCCAUUUGCCGUCUACAUCAACAAUCAAAGCACCAACUGUGCAGACGCUAUGUUUUCCUACAUCAACUUCCAUGGCUCGUACCCAGCAGGCCUAUUCGGCGCUGAGUGCGUCAAAGGGAAGGAAGGGGUUUCCUGCGAAGGCGUCCCAGGGAAAGGCACCGGCGUGGCAAGUGGCGGGCGGCGAGCUCAAGGGAGUUCCCGUUCUUUGGUUCCUAUCUUGUGUGGACUAGAAGCACUGUUGUUCCAUUGAGUGGUGAUACCUUGCACUUCUCCAAAGAUGGCAUGUUGUCAGCUGCAAGUUGUAAGUAGUAAGACUUAGAAUCAGUUUGGUUCUCCUUGGCGCUCUCUUAAUGUGGUGACUGGACAUUUGGCUUUACUAUGAGAUAUCUCUUCAGAAACCACUUGAUAUACUUGACUAAUAACCCCUCUUAUAAAUGUACUUGGUUACUACUAUGCCAAAUAUUAUAUUGAUAUCAUGUGGCCAUUUGUACAUGACAUCCUGAGAUUCAACAUUAUAUGAUCACAUCCUGCUAUUG
Messenger RNA from Triticum dicoccoides, 4829 nucleotides. Its product is annotated as GPI-anchored protein LLG1-like. NCBI's taxonomy places the organism in Eukaryota, Viridiplantae, Streptophyta, Magnoliopsida, Poales, Poaceae. The transcript is spliced from 5 exons. Bases 4037 to 4543 code for a protein of 168 amino acids. The record is from RefSeq and is a predicted model, not a curated record.